CCGGGACCAUUGUAUCCUAUCCUGUAUCCAACAUGGCGGCUGUAUGUUGUGGUAGAUUGCGGAGCGUGACAUUACUUCCAAGACGAAUUCCUCAGCUAACACGGCCAAUCUCCUCGUACUUUAAGAAGGACUACUACCCGCCGAGGCCUGCUUACGUAGCUCGACAGAAUGAUGUCUUAUACGACCAUAGCAUCACGGAUCCGGAUAAGUUUUGGGGUGAGCUUGGGGCUUCCCGUUUGCACUGGAUUCGCCCCUUUAAUAGCGUUAUGGAUUGCGAUAUGAACGAGGGGCAACAUCGCUGGUUUGUUGGAGGGGAGAUCAACGUUUCAGAGAAUUGUGUUGAUCACCACAUGAGGUCUCACCCUAAUCGCACUGCACUGAUCUGGGAAAAGGAUGAGCCAGGGGAUGUGGAGCAUGUCUCCUAUAUCCAGCUGUAUGGCAUGGUUAACCGAAUGGCUAACAUGUUGAAGUGCCAUGGAGUGAAAAAGGGUGACAUUGUGUGUCUGUACAUGCCAGUAUCGCCGCUUGCUGUUGCCGCCAUGCUUGCAUGUGCACGGAUUGGUGCACCUCACAGUGUUGUGUUUGCAGGAUUUAGUGCUGAUGCCUUAGCCAGCAGGAUUAAUGACGCACAAGCGGAGACAGUAAUUACAGCAAACCAGGCUGUCCGUGGUGGGCGGGCGAUAGACCUCAAGCGUGUGGUUGAUGAUGCUGUGUCCAAAAGCCCAGGAGUCAAGCGUGUGUUUGUAAUGAAGCGAACAGGUGCUCAAGUGCCAAUGGGCAAGCUGGACAUUCCUCUGGAAGAAGCCAUGGCUGAGCAGCCAGAUGAGUGCCCGCCAGAGCCAAUGGAUAGCGAGGACCCUCUCUUUCUACUCUACACAUCAGGCAGCACAGGCCAACCCAAAGGGAUCGUACACACGCAGGCAGGGUACCUACUUUAUGCAAAACUCACCCAUAAGUACUGCUUCGACUACAAGCAAGGCGAUGUGUUCGGCUGCGUUGCUGACAUCGGUUGGAUCACAGGGCACUCAUACGUUGUGUAUGGACCACUGGCUAAUGGGGCCACCACAGUCCUGUUCGAGAGCACCCCUACAUAUCCGGACCCGGGACGUUAUUGGGAAAUGGUCGAGCGGCUACGCAUCAAUCAGUUCUAUGGAGCUCCCACCGCGAUACGGUUACUACUGAAGUCUGGAAACUCAUGGGUUGAAAAGUAUGAUCGAUCAUCUCUGAAGGUGUUAGGCACUGUUGGCGAGCCUAUAAACGAGGAAGCCUGGCACUGGUACAAUGACGUCGUUGGCGAAAAGCGCUGUACUGUUGUGGACACGUGGUGGCAAACAGAGACUGGCGGCAUCCUGAUCUCACCUCGACCUGCCCCGGACAACAGUCCAGUUAAACCGGAAUUCCCCAUGAGGCCUUUUUUUGGUGUGGACCCGGUUUUGGUGGACGAAAAGGGUAAAGAACUUACCGGAAAUAACGUGACAGGAGCCCUGUGUUUCCGGUCUUCUGUACCCGGCAUGUGUCGAACUAUCUACGGCCACCACGAGCGCUUCCUCAACACUUACUACCGUCCCUACCCCGGUUACUACUUUACCGGUGACGGGGCUCUUCGAGAUAAAGAUGGUCACUACAGAAUCACGGGAAGGAUGGAUGACGUCAUCAAUGUUAGCGGCAAGAGACUGGGCACGGCGGAAGUGGAGGAUGCCAUGGAUAAUCACAGUGCAGUGGCAGAGACGGCGGUUGUCGGCUUCCCGCAUCCCAUCAAGGGAGAAGGUAUCUAUGCUUAUGCCACUUUGAAGGACGACGCACAGAUCGAGCCUGAGCAGUUCAGAGAAGAAGUAAAAAAACUCGUUCGACAAAAAAUCGGCGCCUUUGCUGUCCCCGAAAUCAUACAGGUCGUACCAGGACUUCCCAAGACGAGGUCUGGUAAAAUCAUGCGUCGCAUUUUGCGUAAGGUGGCUCAGGACAAGCCAGACGAGUUAGGGGACGUGUCGACACUAGCCGACCCCUCGGUGGUGGAGGUCAUAGUGCGACAACAUACAGAGGUGAUGGAUAGAAUCAAAAGCAAGGUCAAGUAGAGUGAGCAGAGAAAGAAUAGAGAAUUUUGUAUGUUUUUCAUCCGACUGAAUUAUUCUUGUGUGAUGCUCUCGGCGCCUCUCUAGUCGGUCAAGUAGAGUUAGCAGAGAAAAAAAAGAAUAGAGAAUUUUGUAUAUUUUUCAUCCAACUGGAUUAUUCUUGUGUGAGGCUCUCGGCGCCUCUCUAGUCGGUCAAGUAGAGUUAGCAGAGAAAAAAAAAAUAGAGAAUUUUGUAUAUUUUUCAUCCGACUGGAUUAUUCUUGUGUGAGGCUCUCGGCGCCUCUCUAGUCGGUCAAGUAGAGUUAGCAGAAAAACUAUGAGGGUGGCCCACCUUAAAGAGCGCUAGUCAGCCUCACCUUUGUUAUUGUUUUUAUCCAAUAUAGGAAGACAAAUUAUGUGGAUAAUCUCCUAAAAAACAUCUGAAAGAAAGGGUUAUCCAAUAUUCAAAACAAAGAGUAAUGAUGGUAUUUUUUUCUACGAUAACUUUCAAUCAAAUAUUGUUAUUCAAGUAUAACAUUCUUCACUUUUACACUUUAACAAUAACAAAGGAUUGGCUAAUGAAUAUUCUUUAGCGGUCAGGGUUAACAUGACAUAGAGUACUUGACAAUCACGGCGGUCACUAAGAUGUCAAUACGGUACCCGAUAAACCCAUCGUCGUACGCUGAUCAGUAGAAUAGGAGACGUGCACUAAGAAAUCACGUGACCUUUUGGAAGGCGCUCAGACGAGGCGCUCAAAACAACAGCAACAAAACAAAUCUUAUUCAGGACAUACGAAUCGCCCAGUUUAUGUCAGAAAGGGCUUAUUUUUAUGAAAGAAAAUUAUUACCUCUCUUUCUGGCGUGACCAAAAAGCCAUUUCAGUGUUUAUUUUGGAGGGAGUUUGUCACUCAAAUAGUCACGUGAUUUCGGCGAUGAGUCACGUGCAAGUAGCCUUUUGUUGUCACUAUGUGAAGCCCCUUGCAAACAGUGCCAACAUAGUCUAAAGAAUUCGGCCAGUAUACACCAUAACAAAAAAAACCUCAAAUAACCGUGCGUGAUGCGCGUGUUACGCGCGCUACCGUGGCCGUGUAGACAAAGCUUUAAAAUAAGUAUGGAAUUGUCUAAUUAGUAUUCGCACUCUUUUUGGCUUACUUCACAAAACUUUCAAAGUUAACACGGCAGCGCACGUCGCAAUGUAAACAUACGCUUUACAAUAGCCCAGGUUAUAAGAGAACUGGGACCCAGUGUUGAUGGAGAGAAGGGAAGAAAAAAAAUUUCGUUCGCAGUCUUUGGUAAAAAAAAGAUCCACAAAUCUACUCUUCCCCCUCCAAUAAUAAGAAGGAUGUUGAUUUGUACGACCAUUUUUUUCAAAAGAAAAACGUCAAAUUAAAAAUGGCGAUAUGGUAGUUCUACAAAGAAGAAGUGCUUAUGGGUGUCACAAAACUGCCGUUAGCUGUAAUCGGUUUUUCGGUAAUCGGUGUAUAAUUGGGUUAGUAUAUUUUUUAAUAUUGGUAAAGCGAAAGAAUGAACAGAAACAAAGGUAAAUGAUUUUAUCAAUCAAUCACUAAUAAAAACUAGUUAGCUUAUGAUUUGGAAUGGAAAAUAGCAGCAAGUCUACGUUUUUCUUUACGAAAAAUGAAAAAAAAACUCUGGUGUGAAACCUUAGGGAUUUAAAAAUGAAUGUAUUUUCAAUUUUUCACACAAUGUAAUUUCUUGUCCAACGACGUCUUGUAAUCAUCGAUUAAAAUUGGGUUUGAAAACAAAAA
Molecule: messenger RNA, 3813 nt
Organism: Nematostella vectensis (starlet sea anemone)
Lineage: Eukaryota; Metazoa; Cnidaria; Anthozoa; Actiniaria; Edwardsiidae
Product: acetyl-coenzyme A synthetase 2-like, mitochondrial
Exons: 14
Coding region: 33-2072 (679 amino acids)
Cellular component (GO): mitochondrion
Molecular function (GO): acetyl-CoA synthetase activity; AMP binding
Source: RefSeq, a predicted model, not a curated record